Homarus americanus (American lobster) is the source of this 2804-nucleotide messenger RNA. RefSeq lists its product as uncharacterized. NCBI's taxonomy places the organism in Eukaryota, Metazoa, Arthropoda, Malacostraca, Decapoda, Nephropidae. The transcript has 11 exons. The coding region runs from base 143 to 2641 and encodes 832 amino acids. Gene Ontology annotation, biological process: proteolysis. The record is from RefSeq and is a predicted model, not a curated record. Gene Ontology annotation, molecular function: serine-type endopeptidase activity.
AGGGAAACCCAGGAUAGACGGGGAGGUCCGACACACUAGCUCCGCCCAGAGCCCCCUCUCUCCUCCCCCCUUCCAACAACUAUAAAAACCACUGCCUUGCCGUACAUGACACCAGUUCUCUUCCCAGCUACGCGACAGAAAGAUGAGAGCUGGCAAGGUGGUGUCCAUACUGGUGGUGCUGGUGGCUGGGACGGUCUGGGCUGGGCCUCAGUACCCUGGCGUGAGCGGCGGAGGAGCUUCCGUGGAUCAGCCGCAGCAGCAGCAGGUGGGACAGGGCGAGUUCUGGUGGCAGCAAGAUGGUGUCUUCAUUGACGAUGGUACUGCAGGAGGGUCGGAGACGGAACUGAUCACCAGCUUCACUCCCUCGCAGUCCCCUGACUGUUCUGAGUAUCACGGCUGUGUACAGUGGGAGCUGUGUGUGGACGGCAUCAUCAACACCGAUGGUAUUGGUCUGCUGAAUGCUCGUACACCUGAGCAGGUGCCAGAAGAUAACACGGCAGUUACGUGCCCAGGCAUAGGGAAGAUCUGCUGCCGUAUCCCCGACCACAUCCUACAACAACAAAGCAGGGGAGACGGCGACGGUACUGGCAUUGUAGAAGUGGUUUCUGGCGGUGGAGGAGUUGAUGGUGGACAACAAAGUGGGGGACAAGUUGACGCUGGUCUGAUCUCGUACUGCGCCGAACAGCAGGAUUGCGUGCCCACUUACCUUUGCCAUGACGGAGAGAUUAACACCUCCGGCGUGGGCCUUAUCAACCCACGCAUCCGACCUGUCACGUGCACUAACCCUGACUACCCGACGGUUCCGGCUGUGUGCUGUAAUUUGCCGUCGUGUUCGUCGGGUGACUUAUGCCUCCCUCACGACACCUGUGAGGGCACUCUCGUCACCGACCACAGAGGCAAAUACAAGGAUUGCUUCUUGGAGCCAGGCGCUGAAGCUGGUGUGUGCUGUACCCCGCCUGUCCCCGCGCCUCUGCAGACGUGCCCCGGAACACGAGUGUGUGUCCCCAACCAUGUGUGCACUGCCCAGGGCUCCAUCAACACCGAUGGCGUUGGCAUCAUCGACCAGAGGAUGCUUCACACAUGCAUCCUAGACGAUGCCGGUACAACAGGUGUGUGCUGUCAGCCUCCCCCACCCCUGGAGGUGUGCCCAGGAGGCGACAGCCAGGUGUGUGUCCAUGAGGAUACCUGUCUUGGCGUUAUUACCCUCAACCCAUACAACGAGUACCAGACCUGCUAUUUAGACUCGAGCUUAAGUGUGGCAGGCGUGUGUUGUACACCCCCACUGCCCCUCACCACUUGCUCCGCCGACGGCAGCCAAGUCUGUGUUGAACAAGGCACUUGUCUUGGUAUUAUUGCUGUCGACGCUAAUAAGGAAAACCAGGCAUGUUACUUGGGAACCGACGGUGCUGUAGGUGAGUGUUGCGUGCCCCCCGAGCCCGUCAGCACCUGCCCCGGAGUUGGAGAGUCCUGCCUGGUGUCUGAUCUUUGCUACUACCAUCCCGACUUGGCGGCUGUAAACCUUGACUCUCCCUCCAACGUGCCAUGCUACGUGAACCCCAACAUCGUGGGCGUGUGCUGCCACACUGCUCCGCCGCCUCCCGUGCCUAUCCUGGACGUUUGCCCUAGUAAUUCUGUAUGUCUGCCGGAGAUCCUCUGUCAGGGAGAAAUCCUCGACAGUACAUCCAACUACGUCCCCUACGGCAAUGAAGGCGUCUGGUCAGAGUGUCUCCUCAGUGGUAGUGGACUCUCGGUUCCCGGAGUCUGUUGUCGUAACCCAACAGUACCGCCAGUAGAUCCAACUCUACCUGCUGCAGAAAAGUGCGGAGUCCGCAACUACGCACUAGACACUCGUAUAAAAAACAAUGACCUCCUCUACUACCAAGCAGAGUUUGCAGAGUUCCCCUGGCAGGCCAUUAUCUUCUUCACCAACUUCACCUACAAGUGUGGAGCUUCACUGAUAGGCGACCGCUGGUUGCUCACUGCUGCUCAUUGUGUUAAUGGAUUUACUCCAGGUGACCUACGCGUGAGGCUGGGCGAGUAUCAGGUUGACAGAUAUGAUGAAGUACUCAAUUACUUCGACACAUUGGUAAAAUACAUUGAGAUACACCCACUUUUCAAUCCCGAUAACUUGCACCAUGACAUUGCUCUGAUAGAACUGACCGAGCCUAUAAAAUUCCAGUAUCACAUAAACACAAUAUGUCUUCCCAACUAUGACCAAAUAACCCCCCAGGGGACCCGGUGCUAUGCUACGGGUUGGGGUAAGGAUGCAUUUGACGGCGGUCAGUACCAAGUGAUCCUGAAGAAGGUUGAAGUACCAGCAGUAGAGUUUAACACCUGCCAGAAUCUGCUACGCAAGACCCGCUUGGGCCGCUAUUUCAUCCUGGAUAAGUCGUUCAUGUGUGCUGGAGGCGAGGAGAAUAAGGACGCUUGUGAGGGUGAUGGAGGAGGACCUUUAGCCUGCCAGGAUCCCGUUACUGGCAAUUACUACAUCGCCGGUAUCACUGCCUGGGGCAUCGGCUGCGGCCAGAAGGAUGUGCCCGGUGUGUAUGUGGAUGUGGAGUUCUUCCGAGAAUGGAUAGAUGGUGUCGUUGGUCAACAACAACCGCAGCAGGAGCAGAACCAGGCUUCGUAUGGCGGGUAGUGAAACCGUUACUGAUCUUGCUGUUUGUAAUGUUCUUCCUUCCCUGAUGCAUUAUGUCUAUUUAUAAUAUUAGGAACCUUAUUACAAUGUAAUACUCGAAAAUAUAGUCUGUGAUAUACUGUAUCUUUUAUUUGUUUUUUUAAAUAAAUGGAUUAUCUGAGAA